Messenger RNA from Strongyloides ratti, 1020 nucleotides. Its product is annotated as Domain of unknown function DB domain-containing protein. Bases 1 to 1020 code for a protein of 339 amino acids. The transcript is spliced from 5 exons. The record is from RefSeq and is a predicted model, not a curated record. Lineage: Eukaryota; Metazoa; Nematoda; Chromadorea; Rhabditida; Strongyloididae.
AUGUUAGUUUUAUCCUUUUUUAUAUUUUAUUUAUUAAAUUUAAAUCUUAAUUGUCAAAUUGUGUUACCUGUUAAUGAAAAUAAGUUGGAAGAUUCAAAUGCAUUUUUUUUAGAUGAAAAUAAUAAAAAAGAUGGAAAAAUAUUUUUAACUAAAAAUGAAAAGAAAAAAAAAUUAUUAAAAAUUUUUAAUAAUAAUUCUAAUAUUAUACCUGAUGACAUUAUUAAAAGUUAUAACUCAAAUCAAUUUAUUAUUUAUGCACCUAUAAAAGGUAAAAAAAUUUUUACACGUAUAAAAUAUGAUAGUGUAGCUAGUUUUGUUAAAAAAAGUAAAACUAGAACGGCAACAAAGUCUUAUAAAAUAGAAAAUAAAAAAUUAAGUAAAAAUAAAUCAAACUAUCAAAAUAUCAAUAGACUGGUUGAAAAUAACAAAAUGUCAAAAUCAAAUGAAUUUGAUAACAAUGAACUGGAAUAUUUGACAAAAUCAAAAGGUGUCAUUCCAAUACCAAAUAGACCAAAAAUUAUUGAAGAAGAAAAAAUUUUUUUAAAUAAUAAAAUAAUUAAUAAUACAAAACGAGUUACUUUAAAAAAAAAAAAAUUAUUUGGAUAUUAUAAUGAAAUAACUACUACAACAAUAAAAUUACCUACAAAGUUGGUUACAAAAAUAACUUCACUUUCUAUAUUUAAUGACAAAAAACAACUUAAUAGUAGACGAAUUUUGACAGCAGAUGAAACACUAUUAGAAUGUUGUAUAAAAAGAAAAAUAAGUCUUGAUUGUAAACAAAUAUGUUCAUUUAAAGAAAUAUCAGAUAAAACGUUGGUACAGGCGGUUUUAACAAAUAAAUGCCCUAAUGGAGAAUUAAAGGAGGUCUUUGAAUGUGCCAAUAAUGGUGAUGAUCAUACAAAAUGUUGUUAUGAUCAUAAUGUUCACCUAAUUAAUAAUGGUCAAUGUAUGGCAUUUUGUUCUAAAACUUCUACUCCAAUAACAGAUAUUUUACAAUAUUUUAUUUGUUUGGAAGUUUAA